AUUUUUUCUUUCUUUUUCGCUUUAAUGGCUGACAGAAACCAUGAUUGUGUAGCCUCAAACCUACUCUGCUCAGAGACCAUUGGUCUGUGUUUUGAUGAUCUUGGCUCUAUUGCCAUAGAUAUGCAAACCCAUGAAUCCGAUGGUGAUGAAGCUUUGAUCUUUGACAACAUUGAAUCAGACCAUUUAGUUGAUUUUCCAGUUUUGAGUGAAGAGAGCUUUGUUUUGAUGGUGGAGAGGGAGAGGCGGCAUUUGCCUGCAGAUGAUUAUCUCUGCAGAUUGAGAGCUGGGGACUUGGAUUUGUCCUUUAGAAGUGAUGUUCUUGACUGGAUUUGGAAGGCUCAUUCACAUCUUGGGUUUGGAGAGUUCAGCUUUUGUUUGUCAAUAAAUUACUUGGAUCGCUUCCUCGCAGUCUAUGAACUGCCAAGAGAUAAAACUUGGACAGUGCAAUUGUUAGCUGUGGCCUGUUUGUCAUUAGCCGCUAAAGUGGAGGAGAUUAGUGUGCCUUUGACCGUGGAUUUACAGGUGUGCGACCCAAGAUUUGUGUUUGAAGGAAAAACAAUUCAGAAAAUGGAACUUCUUGUGUUGAGCACCUUGAAGUGGAGGAUGCAGGCUUAUACACCUUGUACAUUUAUAGACUAUUUCCUAAGAAAGAUUAACGACAACCAAUUGCCGUCACUACACAUCACAUCAAGAUCAAGGCGGCUUAUUUUGAGCACAACGAAAGGGAUAGAUUUCUUGGAAUUCAGGCCUUCAGAGGUUUCUGCAGCAGUGGCGAUUUUUGUUUCGGGAAGAACAGAAGCAAUAGAGUUAGUGAUGGCAAUUCCUUCAUUCAAUCAUCAAGGACAAAGGGAGAGAUUGGUAAAAUGCAUUGAACUGAUUCAGAAUUGGAACUUCAAGGGCGAUUUGGGCAUUGGAUCAAUGCCUCAAAGUCCAAAUGGGGUUUUGGAAGCUGCAUGCUUCAGCUACAAAAGUGGCGAUGAACAGACCAUAGGAUCAUGCCCAAGUUCAUCAACUACUACUCCAAUUACUAAGAGGCGGAGAGUGGAAAGACAUUGUUACCCAAAACGCAGAAGACUGCGUCACACCUAAAGGCCAAACACUUGUGGUUGAAGUGGAAUUAUUUUGUGGCAGUUAAAAUGUGGCUUCAAGAAAUUUAUAAAGAGAGG
This is a messenger RNA of Cuscuta campestris, 1166 nucleotides long. The record is from the annotation of a GenBank genome assembly. Lineage: Eukaryota; Viridiplantae; Streptophyta; Magnoliopsida; Solanales; Convolvulaceae.